Messenger RNA from Dictyostelium purpureum, 384 nucleotides. RefSeq lists its product as uncharacterized. NCBI's taxonomy places the organism in Eukaryota, Evosea, Eumycetozoa, Dictyosteliales, Dictyosteliaceae. The coding region runs from base 1 to 384 and encodes 127 amino acids. The transcript has 2 exons. The record is from RefSeq and is a predicted model, not a curated record.
AUGAAUAGCCGUACAGUAAAAUUAAAUGAAUUUAUAUUUACAGAUAUAAUUUUUUAUUUAACAUAUAGGGCUUAUGAAGAAUCAUUUAAAAGAAUAUUAGAAAUCAGUUUAAUUUCAAAAAACACAUUUAAAAUUAUACAACAAAUAAUAGUAAAUCAAAGAGAUAAUUUAAAAAGACCAAUAUGUUUUAAUUAUAAAAUAUUAUCAAAGCUUAUUUUAGAUCAAGGUGAUAGCAAGUUUAAAUUACUUCAAAUUCAAAAGAUUAGGGUGUUAUAUUUAAUAGAUUUGGUUUAUAAUAGAUUAGAACGUCUACCACUAUCUUUAGAUAAAUAUUGUGCAUCUUUGGAAAAGCGACACACCCAGUUCAGAUCAAGAAGAAAAUGA